Messenger RNA from Eremomyces bilateralis CBS 781.70, 2501 nucleotides. RefSeq lists its product as uncharacterized. The record is from RefSeq and is a predicted model, not a curated record. The coding region runs from base 118 to 2145 and encodes 675 amino acids. Gene Ontology annotation, biological process: amino acid catabolic process. Lineage: Eukaryota; Fungi; Ascomycota; Dothideomycetes; Eremomycetales; Eremomycetaceae. The transcript has a single exon. Gene Ontology annotation, molecular function: polyamine oxidase activity; L-amino-acid oxidase activity.
GUUCGGAGGGCUUGAGGUUGUGGAACCAAGUACUCUUAUAAGAGGAGAGUGUUCCGCUGUUGGAAGUCCGUGAGAGCUUCAUCGAUAUCAUCAAGUCAAUUGCUAUUAUAUGCCAAGAUGAAGACGCCCCACGCCAUUUAUACCGCGCUUUCAAUAGCAACUGCUGCGCUUUCAACACCCCUUGGUACCAACCAUGGGCUCGUUCAGUUCAAAGGCCCCAUUAGUGUCGAGUCUGACUCGCUGCACAAUGUCCACAUUGGCUAUGGAGAUGAUCUUGAAGGUGAACUCCGGGUGGUGUAUGGAGACUGCGGCAUGAGUGCGGAACACGAGAAGCAUCACGAUAUCACCAUCACCAUCGUUGACAAAUCCUCCCGCCCCGAUCGUCUGGUCUGGAUUGUACCCCGAGAGAUCCAGGCCAAUGGUUGUCUUCAUGCUUUCUCCAAUGGAGGACUCGUGGGUCGAUCCCUACCUAUUGGCGUCUCUGCACCUCUUCGAAAACGUGAAUUGUUAGCUGAUGUUGCCGAAACAAUGGGACCUUGGUUUGACGGUGUGGCAUACAUGCAAUCCAAAAGCAUCAAUGCCGCUGCUUCAAAAGAAGCAAAGUCGAAGAGCAUUGCCAUUGUCGGCGGUGGCAUGAGCGGGCUCAUGACCAGCUUGCUUCUUGAGUCGGUUGGUAUGCACAACUGGCAUAUCCACGAGUCCACCCAGAGGGUUGCAGGUCGUGUCCGAACCAAGUAUCUCAACAACACUACGCCUGACCAGUACCAAUAUCAAGAAAUGGGCCCCAUGCGCUUCCCAGUGAAUAUCAAGUAUUCCGAUACCGACGAAAAAAUCGAUAUCCAAGAUCACAAGAUGGUGUUCCAGCUCGGUGAGACUCUUAACAAGCUCAACAACAACGACCCAAGCGUAGCUGUCAAUUUCAUCCCCUUCAUCCAAAACAGCCCGAACACUCCUGCCAGUUCGAAUGGAUACCGUCUCCCCGAUGGUCGGAUUCCAAGCAGCGCUCAACUCGAAGCCGACCCGUCCCUGAAAGGCCCUGCGUCCGUAUCAUCCAAUCCCGAAGCCCAGGCUUUUGCCGAAGAAGCACUGGAACUGUUCGGAGGCAUGACCCCCGACCGAAUCAAGGCUUUUGCGACGAACGUCUACAGGGCCCACAAAGACGCGGUCGACCGCGGGUUAUUUCACUGGUCCGAGGCUACUUAUAUUAAGUAUGCGCUUGACAUGGACGCCAACCUCACGGACUCCAUCGCAGGGGCUGAGCACCAUCCGAUGUGGCUUUAUGACAAUGUCUACUUCGGCGCUUCCGAAUGGAAGACGAUCGACAAAGGCCUCAGCUCCCUUGAGCGCGCAUUCACACCGCUCGUGAAGGACAAGACCACCUUUGGCCGCAAGAUUGAGGGACUUGCCUACGAUGCUGAAACCGACAAAGUGGCUCUCCAGUGGCGCGAGGAUCCCUUCCAGAUGGUACCCGAGACCGAGGAAUAUGACUAUGCCAUCGUCGCCGUUCCAUUCUCGAAAGUGAGGGGCUGGAGCCUCCCGCGGUACUCAAGCCUUCUGACCCGUGCCAUCGACACCAUGAACUACCAACAGUCGUGCAAGAUCGCACUUCACUACAAGACUCGCUUCUGGGAGAAGUUGGAUCCGCCAAUCAUCGGAGGAUGCGGUUCCGUUGACAUUUAUGGUGUCGGUUCAGUCUGUUAUCCUUCCUACAAUAUCAACUCGACCGACCCCGGUGUCCUCCUUGCCGCGUACGCAUCUGGCACUCCUGCGCGAACAAUGGGCGCCCUGAGCGACGCGGACCACGUUGGUCUCGUUCAACGUGCCAUGGUCGAGGCUCACGGCCAGAUCGCCGCCGAUGAGUACACUGGCAUCUACGACCGUCAAUGCUGGGAGAUGGAUGAGCAUCAGGCUGGCGCGUGGGCCGCUCCCCUGCUCGGCCAACAGGAGCUCUACCUUCCUGCUUACUUCAACACGGAGUCCAAGACCAUCUUUGUCGGAGAGCAUACCAGCUAUACGCAUGCCUGGAUCUUCUCUGCCCUGGACAGCGCUGUGCGUGGAACCACGCAACUCUUGCUUGACCUUGGUUUGGUGGAUGAGGCGAAAGAGAUUGUCAACACUUGGAUGGGUCGGUGGAUUGCGGUCUAAUCAUUGGUCGGACGCUGGUCGAGUGUAGCUGGAGGAAGUGUUUUAUUUAAUGCGUCGACAGGUCGACUGAUAGGUGCUUUGAGCAUAUUGAUGACAAUGACAUGAUCUUUUUACGUGUAUGAGUGCAAUCCCUGAGUGCAAUCCCUGAGAGCCCCGCUGCUGUGCAUGACGGUCUUCGAUUGAUAAACUUUUGCAUAAGCGGACGUAACAUCAUUCACGUACAUGUUUUGCUCUCUGUGCUGGCCGGAGUUUUGGUUGCUAAAAGCAUUACUCCUCCUUCUCAAUCACCGCUGGCGCCCGAACUUCCCUUCCUUGCAUAUAUUCUAGACCUUCUCCGCCCUAUUCCGAACAUUGUU